CUAAAGAUAGAGUGAUCAUUUCUCGCCUUUCCAUCUAUCUCGUUUAGAGGCGGUGGCAGCCAUGGCACAACGUAGCGUGGUGUUAGCAUUGGCGCUAUGGUGCCUGGUGGCCGGCGGCGAGGCGGUGUGGCUGGAGCUAUCGACGACGGCGGCCAAGUGUUUCUCGGAAGAGAUCCAAUCGAACAUCAUUGUCAUCGGUGACUACUCCAUCCUCUUCGAUGCAUACCCAACGCGCCCUGUGCUCUCCGUCAAGGUGACAUCGCCUUAUGGAAACGUCCUACACCACAAGGAUAAGGUUAUGCAGGGCCAGUUUUCAUUCAACACAGCAGAGGCUGGAAAUUACCUGGCCUGCUUCUGGGUGGAUAAUGUGGCUAGGGAGAUGGUAGUAAACCUCAAUCUUGAGUGGAGAAUUGGGAUUGCAACAAAAGAUUGGGACGCCCUUGCCAAGACAGAAAAACUUGAGGGAGUUGCACUUGAGCUAGCCAAGCUAGAAACAGCUGUUGAAGAAAUCCGCGAAAACUUGAUGUAUCUCAUAUCAAAAGAAGCAGACAUGAGAGAUGUAAGUGACUGGACAAAUUCUAAGAUCACAUGGUUGAGCCUAAUGUCCCUUUCUGUCUGCAUUAUGGCCUCAAUUGCUCAACUAUGGCACCUCAAACGGUAUUUCCGAAAGAAAAAACUCAUCUAGAUAAGUACUGCUUUGAGGUGGGAGAUGAAAAAUCUGCUGGUCUGUGCGAAGUCGCGAAGAUCUAUAUCUUCAGAAAUAAGAACCGACAGCACUUCGGCCAAAUCCUUAACUACAACUUCCUGAAGAGAGUAUCAAAAAGGGGAUGAGCCGUUUGUUAAAUUGCGCUCAGGUUACUACCAUUUGUAUGGUUCUUUUACCAAAGAGAUUAGGCUCAAAUAUAUGUUUGCCUUGAUUAGCCAACUAGACCACUAUUUUUGGUGUGAACUUCAGAUUAAAAAUGAUCUCUGGCUCCUACACAAAACUUAUGCAACAGGAACUUCUAAAAUGCCAUAAUUUUAUAGAAAAUUUUACAUUCAUUGAGAGACUAUCUCGAGAUGCUAAAUUUCAGUGUAAAAAGGUAUUUAGUAUUUAAAGGUACCAAGUUUUUAGCCUUUUGCCUCAAGUUAUCAGAAUGAUAAAAAUACUCUAAUUUUGUCGGAUUGCAUGUAAUGUAGAACCAUUUAAGGGCAUCUGUAAUAUAGUGUUUUAGCAGGUAACGAGCAAUAAAUGCUAUCUUCAUGUCUGGUAGUUAACAUUGUGACACUAGCGAGUAGUUGUAAUCCGGUCAC
This is a messenger RNA of Oryza brachyantha (malo sina), 1293 nucleotides long. RefSeq names its product transmembrane emp24 domain-containing protein p24delta3-like. Bases 62 to 685 code for a protein of 207 amino acids. NCBI's taxonomy places the organism in Eukaryota, Viridiplantae, Streptophyta, Magnoliopsida, Poales, Poaceae. The transcript is spliced from 4 exons. The record is from RefSeq and is a predicted model, not a curated record. Gene Ontology annotation, biological process: Golgi organization; endoplasmic reticulum to Golgi vesicle-mediated transport; intracellular protein transport. Gene Ontology annotation, cellular component: endoplasmic reticulum-Golgi intermediate compartment; COPII-coated ER to Golgi transport vesicle; Golgi apparatus.